ACGAAGCGGACCAGUAUCGGACCGCAAACAGCAACGCGCGCCACUCGCGGAGUCCACGCUGCUGCCAACGCACAGACACAGAUCGCGCGAUCGCGUCAGCGAUAGCUUGUUUAGCAUCGGGGAAAUUCCUGGCGGCAAAACCUGUUCGUGGCGUAGCUCUAUCGAUCGCGGCGACAACAAGCACUAGGGUUCCGUGGGAGGCACUGGAAAGGUCAACAAAAGAGGCAGUGAUAAAAAGCCGACCGAGAAAACCGGUGAAACCAACACAACUUGUGGGUGUCUUCGUGUUUCACUGUCGAUCCGGACACUAUACUAAUCGCACGCGUUUUGUAGAUCGCCAUGAAGCUCGGGUUAGCGACCGGAACCGGAGCCAUCUGCGGCAGCGCUCUGUUGGGUGCCGUAACGCUUUGUGCUAUGUGGCAAAGUGUUGCAAGCGGCCCCCAGACGAGGAGUCAGGAAGAUGCCUACAUACCUACGCGAUACUUAACCACCAAUGCGUGGAAUCAUCCAAUCAUUUUUCCCGAUUCGCAAGAAUAUUUACGAACGGUUCAAUAUCAGCAAGAAUCACUAGCACCACGACGGCAGGAGUCGGCUCUGGUGCAGCAACAACAUCUGGCAUCAGGAUCGACUUUGUCAUCACGAUUACAAGAAUCAACGCACCUGGAAGCAAAACCAAAUGACAACAACUCCGGUGCACUACAGUUUGCUUGGAAUAUGCUUAGGUCCGUCGUGUUGCCUCAGAGUGGAAACACCGUCCUCUGUCCAAUACUACCUCAGACGCUACUGGCGAAUCUCUACGAUGUAGCCAGUCCCGGUGCCAGAACCGAGUUGCGCUCCACUCUGCACGCUUCCUAUGAAGAGCUUCAACCGUUGAUACGCACCCAGCUGACCGCGGCGGGUCGAUCUUUGGAGAAUCAGCUCGAUUACGCCAUGAUAUACUUCUUGGGGAAGGAUAUGCUCAUCAAUCAAGAGUUCCGGGACAAAUCCGUGCGCGAUGGCGUCGCCUUUCAGAGUCUCGAUUUCCGAAAUGCAAACACUGCGGCAGCCACCGCCAACCAAUGGGUGAUGUCCAAGACCCGAGGGGCCAUACGCGAAAUUCUUUCACCCGCCUCGCUUGACCAGGCAACGCGCCUGGUAAUGGCUAGUGUGAUCUACUUCAAGGGAAAAUGGAAGUACCAGUUCACGCAGACGAAAUCGGAACCAUUUGCUCCAGGUCCGGGCCGAUCGGUGCAGCAGGUGCCGAUGAUGUAUCAGUUCAAUAAACUGCGCUACGGAGAGAUCGACCUGCCCGGACGGAACGGUGGUAUGCGCUGGGUCGAGCUACCGUACGAGGGAACCGGCGGCUUGUCCAUGGUGCUGAUGCUUCCGCAGGAGCGACAUCAGUUGGAAAGCGCGGCGAGCCAACUGACUCCAUCACACUUGAUGGACAUGAUGGAGCACCUGACGGCCCCAAGAGCGUCGAGAAAGGUUCACCUACGAGUGCCACGGUUCGAGGUGUACAGCUCCAUGUCGUUGGUGUCGGUACUCAAAAGCAUGGGACUUAGGGCGAUCUUCGACAGUCCGCAAGCGCUGCAAGGGAUGUCCAACGAACAGUUAGUGGUACGCGACGUUACUCAGCGUACGUUCGUCUCGGUCGACGAACAAGGCACUACCGCGACAUCCGCGGCCUCACUCUCAUUCGUAGCCCUCAGUGCCGGACCAGUGCCAGUUAACGUUAACUUUACCGCCGACGAACCGUUCAUCGUGAUGAUCGUUGACAAGAUCAAUAAGUAUCCCAUGUUUGUGGCCAAGAUUGAAUCUCCUUCGUCGUCCUAACGUUUCGUGCGGCACUGAGUUUGCGAACAAAUUUGUACAGCACCAAUCAUAAGAACACGCAACAUUCUGCUCGUAUGCUAAGCUAGUGAUAUAAAAGAAGAGAAGAUGACGAAAAACAUGAAAGUAAGCAAACUGUUAGCAAAUAUUUAAAC
This is a messenger RNA of Anopheles cruzii, 1967 nucleotides long. Its product is annotated as leukocyte elastase inhibitor-like. The transcript has 4 exons. Lineage: Eukaryota; Metazoa; Arthropoda; Insecta; Diptera; Culicidae. Gene Ontology annotation, molecular function: serine-type endopeptidase inhibitor activity. The record is from RefSeq and is a predicted model, not a curated record. The coding region runs from base 340 to 1815 and encodes 491 amino acids.